Messenger RNA from Hirsutella rhossiliensis, 807 nucleotides. Lineage: Eukaryota; Fungi; Ascomycota; Sordariomycetes; Hypocreales; Ophiocordycipitaceae. The record is from the annotation of a RefSeq genome assembly.
AUGACAUAUUUAGUGCGAAGUAAUUUUCAAGAUCAUCCUUUUCAUUUAGUUUCACCUUCUCCUUGACCAUUCUAUACUAGCAUAUCAUUAUCUGCUUUAACAAUAAAUGCAGCAUUAUCUAUGCAUCUUUUUAAUAAUAGUUAUGUAUUGUUCUAUAUAGCUUUAACUACAGUAAUUGCAUCUAUGACAUUGUGAUUUAGAGAUAUAAUCUCAGAAACAUACCUAGGUAAUCAUACUCUUGCGGUACAAAAAGGAUUAAAUUUAGGAGUUAUAUUAUUUAUAGUAUCUGAAGCUUUAUUUUUCGUAGCUAUUUUUUGAGCUUAUUUCCAUAGUGCUUUAACACCAACAGUAGAAUUAGGAGCUCAAUGACCUCCAAUGGGAAUAGAACCUAUUAAUCCUUUCGAAUUACCUUUAUUAAAUACAGUAAUAUUAUUAUCUAGUGGAGCAACAAUUACGUACGCCCACCACUCUUUAAUUAAAGGGGAUAGAAAAGGUGCUAUAUACGGUACAAUUUUUACAGUAGUAUUAGCAUUAGUAUUCACUUUAUUCCAAGCAAUAGAAUAUAGUGUUUCUUCAUUUACUAUAAGUGAUGGUGUAUUUGGUACUUGUUUCUUCUUUGGAACAGGGUUUCACGGGUUUCAUGUUAUUAUAGGUACAAUAUUCAUAGCAGUAGGUCUAUGAAGAAUAUUAGCCUAUCAUUUAACAGAUCACCAUCAUUUAGGAUAUGAAGGAGGAAUACUGUACUGACAUUUUGUGGAUGUUGUAUGACUAUUCUUAUAUGUAUCCAUGUAUUACUGAGGGUCCUAG